AUGCUAUCUCCAAAAGCCAUAAAAAAAAAUACAAAAGGAAGGACAACAGUCACGGUUGCGUGCGAAACAGAUGGAGUUAGUCUUGGGCUAGAGACGAGAACAUUACGGGUGACGCAAGAAAAGUGGAAAAUUCUGAGGGAGCCACGUAUGUACUUGGGUAUGGCAGUGGAGAUUGCUCAGUGCUGCCUCACUUUGGCUCAAGACACUACUAUGUCCCAUGCAUACCUUAACAAUCACAACGCUACCAAAAAUGGCUCGCAUUCCUCUCCAUGUGAUGGAGUUAAUGCUGAUGAAGAGCCUUGGGCCUUUAAAGAUGCAUUUUCGAAAACUGGAUCAAAGGAAUGGAGGCGAUAA
This is a messenger RNA of Dovyalis caffra, 354 nucleotides long. NCBI's taxonomy places the organism in Eukaryota, Viridiplantae, Streptophyta, Magnoliopsida, Malpighiales, Salicaceae. The record is from the annotation of a GenBank genome assembly.